Messenger RNA from Komagataella phaffii GS115, 1386 nucleotides. Its product is annotated as peroxisomal integral membrane protein. NCBI's taxonomy places the organism in Eukaryota, Fungi, Ascomycota, Pichiomycetes, Pichiales, Pichiaceae. Gene Ontology annotation, molecular function: zinc ion binding. Gene Ontology annotation, cellular component: peroxisomal membrane. The coding region runs from base 1 to 1386 and encodes 461 amino acids. The transcript has a single exon. The record is from RefSeq and is a predicted model, not a curated record. Gene Ontology annotation, biological process: protein import into peroxisome matrix.
AUGCCCAAUAGGCUCAUACCAUUGGCAAAUCCAGCUAAUAGGGUCCUUCAACUCGAUGCUAAGUUGCUAGACAACGAAAUAUCGGAUAUGCUCUACCGGCAGCUAUCUGGAGCUUUUAACAGCAACAGACUUCCGAGUUGGCUUGGGAGAAUCCAUUCCAACUAUGCCUCUGAGUUAAAGCUCUUACUGGAACUACUUAUCUUUAAAGUAACCGUAUGGAACAAGCACUCAAGCUAUGGCCUCACUCUUCAGAAUCUGGUAAUGUACGAUGGUGGUGUUCAUAAUAAAAAAUUCAGGUCGAAACAACAGUCCGAACUCAGGGUUACAAAGAAAAUACUUUUACUGUCAUCCGUGUUGCUUGGGUAUUUUGUCAAAAAGAUUCAAUCGUAUGUGUACUCUUUCGAAGAUUAUGAUCUAGAGACUGAUGGAGAAGACUUGAGCACCUUAGAGAGAAUUAGAUUAAAGACUAUCAAACUGUUAAAAUCCCAGAUCUCCACACUGGAGAAAGCACAUUCCGUUCUCUCAUUGGUAAAUUUUGUUACAUUUCUGGUAUCUGGAAGUUUUCCUGACCUAACUACUCGAAUCCUUAACAUUAGAUUCAAACCAUUGGUUACUACGCAAGUGGCCUUCGCUUCAAACCCAGAAACGAUAUCCUAUGAAUUUCAAAAUAGACAACUAGUGUGGAACACAUUGACAGAAUUUAUUGUGUUUAUUUUGCCAGCAUUAUCAGUACCUAAGUUUACCAAGUCACUGGUAAGCUCGAUAACAGGAACUUCACCCAAGUCUAGCCAAGUGACUGACGAGGACCUAAAAGUUUUUUCUUCUCUUCCGGAAAGAGUAUGUGCUAUAUGUUUCCAGAAUUCACAAAAUUCUGACUCGGGAGCUCAAAAUGAUAUUUCCCUCAACGAUACUUUAGUCACCAAUCCAUACGAAACUACCUGUGGACAUAUUUACUGCUAUGUGUGCAUUCUUUCAAAAUUGCAAAUCUUCAAGGAGGAAGGCAAGAAUCUCCCAAAGUCAGAUCCGAACAAAUACUGGCAUUGCUUGAGAUGUAAUGAGCCAGCUUCUUGGUGUCGAGUCUAUACUGGAGAUGUGGAAGACGCGUUGAGACAGAAGGCUGUUGAAGAAGUCACAGAGGAUGAAGAUGCUUCAAGUGAAGACGAGGAAAAAAGGGAUCAAGAUUCAGAAGGUGCUAAAACUGUUUCCCAAAGUUUCCAUCACGUUAAUGGAUCAGACUAUCAAACAGCAUCAUUCAUAGAGCAGGCUGAGCUGAAUGAAAAUGAAUACACAGACGGUUCGGAAGUGGAAAUAUAUGAUGCUGAAGAUGAAUACACUGAUGAAGAAGUAGAUGACGACUCUCCAGGUUUUUUCGUUGGUGCGUUAUAG